CCCAGGCGCCCUGGGGUUCAGUAUUCUAAUCAGUUUAACUUCCAAUGGAGCGCCGAGAGUGCUCUCCAAAGAGAGAUUCCUCCAUAAUUUUUAGGUCCGUGUUUGGUUUAAAAAUGGUAAUAUUAAGCAGAACCAUCUGCUGUUGUUCCUAAAAUUCAUUUAGCUUUGAGUUAGCAUUGUCCAGUCAUUGGUAGUAAAAAUGUAAGAAAUCCUUGCCUGCUGUGACAAGUGAAGUACUUAGCAUCUGGAGCUUGUUGUAUGGGAGGCUCUUUGUAACCCUCUGCAUGUUUUUUGAGUAUGAAAUCCUCUUCCCUGUAAGAGGAUUUUUCUGGAAAAAAAAAAACUUCGGGCACUCAAAGAUGCUGAUUUCUGUCAUUGAGAAAGUAGAAGAUGCAGGCCCCUGACCUUCUCUUUUGAUCCUUAUAAGACCAGAAAGCCUCCAGAGUGGCUCUGGAAGGUCUGUUCUUUGGUCACCUGAACCUGGCCUCCUUCCUUCAAGCGACCAGCCCAUUGGGCUGGCUUUGCCAAGGAGGUCUAACUAGGAACAUGCAGUUGACUUUGUGAGAACCCAAACUGAAGUACAUUCUUGUUUCUCUGGCACAGAAACUUGCCUUCAUGGUGUCUCUAGGAUUGGUAACACAUGACCAUCUAGAAGAAAUCCAAAGCAAGAGGCAAGAGCGAAAAAGAAGAACAACUGCAAAUCCAGUAUACAGCGGAGCAGUCUUUGAGCCAGAGCGUAAGAAGAGUGCAGUCACAUACCUGAACAGUACAAUGCAUCCUGGGACCCGGAAGAGAGGUCGUCCUCCAAAAUACAAUGCAGUGCUGGGGUUUGGAGCCCUUACCCCAACAUCCCCCCCAUCCAGUCAUCCUGACUCCCCUGAAAAUGAAAAGACAGAGACCACAUUCACUUUCCCUGCACCUGUUCAGCCUGUGUCCCUGCCCAGCCCCACCUCCACAGACGGUGAUAUCCAUGAGGAUUUUUGCAGCGUUUGCAGAAAAAGCGGCCAGUUGCUUAUGUGUGACACGUGUUCCCGUGUGUAUCAUCUGGACUGCUUAGACCCUCCUCUGAAAACGAUUCCCAAGGGCAUGUGGAUCUGUCCCAGAUGUCAGGACCAGAUGCUGAAGAAGGAAGAAGCAAUUCCGUGGCCUGGAACUUUAGCAAUUGUUCAUUCCUAUAUCGCCUACAAAGCAGCAAAGGAAGAAGAGAAACAGAAAUUACUUAAAUGGAGUUCAGAUUUAAAACAAGAACGAGAACAACUAGAGCAGAAGGUGAAACAGCUCAGCAAUUCUAUAAGUAAAUGCAUGGAAAUGAAGAAUACCAUCUUGGCCCGGCAGAAGGAGAUGCACAGCUCCCUGGAGAAGGUAAAACAGCUGAUCCGCCUCAUCCACGGCAUCGACCUCUCCAAACCUGUAGACUCUGAGGCCACUGUGGGGGCCAUCUCCAACGGCCCGGACUGUACCCCCCCUGCCAACGCCGCCACCUCCACGCCGGCCCCCUCCCCCUCCCCCCAGAGCUGCACAGCGAACUGUACCCAGGGGGGCGAGACUAAAUAACAGAGCCCCGCCAGGAGAAGCCGCAGGCUCCCGGCGGCCAGGAGAGCAAAAACACUGAAGACUCUAGAAAAGCAAAGCCGGAUUUCUUCUGGAAAGUACAGAAUUCUUUUGGUUCUUUGGUUCCAGAGAGAGAGAAGAUGCUAGUGCCGGGUGGCACCGGAGUUUGCCAAUUGAUCCUUCUUAUUCUGUGUGUACAUGCAAAGAUUGGACCAUGUUACAUGAAAUAGUGCCAGCUGGAGGUUCUUUGCCAGCACCAUGCCAAGUGAAAUAAUAUAUUUACUCUCUCUAUUAUACACCAGUGUGUGCCUGCAGCAGCCUCCACAGCCACCAUGGGUUUGUUUGCGUUUUGUUGGGUGGGGAGCAGGGACGGGCGGAGGGAGGAGAGCAGGUUUCAGAUCCUUAUUUGCCGAGCCGUUUGUUUAGGUAGAGAAGACAAGUCCAAAGAGUGUGUGGGCUUUCCUGUUUCUAAACUUUCACUACUAUAAAACCAAAAAAAAGGAAAUCGAGAUUUAACCAACCCCAGUGCCCAGAGGAGGGAUGGGAGGGAAUGGGAGGGAGCCGGGGUGGGAAAAGUCUAUCAAAUAAGCAGUAUUUCCUAUUGUCCGGGGUGGGGCACAAUGCACGGGGAAGUGGACACCGAGGACAGCCACGGGGUCCUUCUCCCGCACACUCCGCCUCCCGCCCCGGACGCCCCCACCACUCCCCGCGUUCCUUCCCCGCUUUGGCAAAUUGGCGCGCAUCCCCGUGGAUGAUCCGGUUACCUUCCCUCUCCAAGAACAGGCAAGAGGCCUGCUUGGUGGGCCAUUGCCCGGGGCAGGGAAGAAGGGUGUGUGUGUCCAGGAGGGAAAACAAGGUGGAUCAGUGAUUUUUACUUGAAAACAAGCUCCAUCCCUUUUCUAUAUUUAUAAGAAGAGAAGAUUCUGAGCGAAGCAGCACGCGACCCAGGUGUGUGUGAAUUGAAUGGAGAUGUUUCUUUUCUCUUUUUUUAAAUUUUUGUUUUGUUUUGUUUUCUUUAAGAAAAAAGUUUUAUUUUGUUGUUUAUUUUACUUUUUUGGUAACAAAAACUAAAAUAAGGAAUAGAAAAGCUGUUUUUCAGGCUGACAGUCAAUUAAGGGUAGUCGAGGCCGUGCAUGGUAGAAUAGGAAUCAUAGUGUCAGUGAGGUCCAGUGAGUCCGUGUGAGUCCUUGUGUCAUCGUUCGGGGCACUGUUUUUUAUGCAAGGGCAAAAAUCUUUGUAUCUGGGGAAAACAACAACAACAACAACUUUUUUUUAAAUUAAAAAGGAAAAUAAAAGAUAUUGAGGUCUUCCUAGUGUUACUUAAAUUAAGAUCAAGGUAAGAAACAUUGUAAAAAAAAAAAUUACAAAAGUGCUAUUUGUUUCCUAAAAACAGUGAUUUCUAUUAAAAAGGUGUCAGAACUGGAGAAAAUGCUGUGUAGUUAUAAUUUUUUAGCACAGAACCUGCUGAUCAUGAUGACAUUUUGCUGUGUUUGUGUCUCAAGACUGGUGGGCUAGUCUCCAUGAUUUCUGUCCUCUGGGCGACUGCAGCCCUGACGGGCAGCGGCCAAGCCCUCCCACCACUCUCCCCUCCUCGGAAAGGACUGUCCUCUCUUCUUGGCGCAGGGAUCUGGGCUUCUGUUUUUGAAGCCCACAUGGAGUGUGGAUGGUUAUCAGGGCCCUACCCUACCCAUUGUCUCCUCGGAUUUUGCUAGAGCAAAAGGCUGGUGCCUAAAUAAGAUCCUUUCCUUUGGUGCUGCUCUCCGUCUUUCAGCCACCAGCAUUGUGAGUGCCUGGGGGACAACUUUGAAGGACACGGCCAGUGACACUCAUCGGUGCCCAGGCACCCUGGCCUUGGUGGGAGGGUGCAGGGGGCAGGCUGGCUGCAUCAGCCCUUGGUGCUGAGAAAGAACAAAGGAGUGAGAGGUCUUGAGGGUACAUGGUGUCUCUGAGACAAAGAGCCCCAGGGUGGCCUUUGUGUCUGUCUUGCCUUUGAAGAGGUCUGACUCUCCAGCCGCUUUCUCUGCCUGCUGGCUCCAGGUACCGGCGAUAGAGUUUACUGCCCUUUGCCCAUCCACAAGCUUCCUGGGCGACCUUUGGCUAGAAUCGCUGUGCUUGCCUUGGCUUGGCCUGUCUCCUCCUUGAGAAAACCAGGGUUCUGAAAGACUCGGACCAUUUCUAUCAUCUUGCCUCGUGGGAAGUAAAUUUUGUCAGGUUUGUGCCCUCAUCGGAGACCUUGGCCCAUCACGUGCCUGGCCCACAGGAGGGAGGCAGGCGCUUGUCGCCGCAGCUCUUCUGGGACAGCUCUCCCAAGCCCGCCCCAUACUCCAUAAUGGCCAGAGUCUAGGAGGGGCAGAAAAGGUCCCAUUAGUUUCUCCCUCACCCAGUUAGGCCCAGAGAUCCCAGUUAGAACCCUGAAAGCAAAUUCAAGAGAAAGGGACACUUCUUAGGUCAAAUAUGCCUCAUCUCUACUGGCCAUUUCCUCUUCCCAGGAAUGUUAGGGGAUUAGGAGUUGUUCUACAGGCCUCAGAGUCAGGCCCUGGCUUCGAGGUUGCCUGAGAGGGACAGAGGAGCUCCCUUUUCUCCUGCAGAAACCAAGGUGCUACGUCUAGUCAGGGAGCUUUGGAGAUGCCUGGACUAGUUGGAGGAAUAGUUGGCGGAGAUUAAGAGCCCAGCAGCGGGCUGUACGCCCAGUCUUAAGCUCUCCCAUUUGACUUGUCUGGGCCCAGAGACUGGGAGUUGCCACAUGAUACCUGUCUCUUCUUGAAAGGAGUUAGGAAACGAUCAUCAUCACUAGAGGCCUUUGCUCAAAAAGGAGCUGCCUGCGAAUUCCCGGGGUGUCGGGGGGAGAUGGGGCGUGGGUACAGCUAGGCACUGACCAGCAUUUUGCCUGCUGUUGUGAGUACUCACACUCUGGCCUUGCCUGGGGUUGGGAUGUGGAGUCUUCCUAAGUGCAGGUAUGAGCUGUUCUGUGAGUCAGCUAGUGUGGAGUACAAAUGCAACCCUGCCCCCAAACCCCCACAUUCUGGACUCAAAUCCCAAAACUCUACUUACUGCCAAGAAAAGGCCCUGGUCACCCUGUCUCCUUUUCCUCUACUGUCCUGCCAAGAAAAGACCCUCUCUCUGUGCCCUAGACCUGCGGGUGCUUGUGACCACCUGAGACACGCAUUCAUGCCUGCCUCACCUGGGCUGUCCCCACCUCCCUCUCCUUCCCUCUGCUGCUCUUUGGCCAUGCCCGGGUUUAGCUGCUCACGGGCACAUCUCAGACCAGCUGGCUUCGCAGUCACUUCACGUGCCAGGGAGUGGCUGGUCUGGGGCCCUUGAUCAGGCCCGUGACGCAGGCACUGCACCCUGGAGCUGCUGAGCUCAUGUUGCUGUCAUCUUCCCGCCUCACGUUCUUGCCAAUGCCGCCCGCAGGUCCUUUUUCUCUCCUGGAGCCUGCUGGGUCUUGUCUCACCGCUGCUGCUGCGCUCAUCCAGAGGUCUGCUUUCUCCCUUCUUUAUCAGGCCCUUUGGGGCGACCAGGCUCGGGGCAGCCCCCAGGUGGGCCCUUCUCUGGGUGGCGCUGCCCUGCGGCCACCUCCAGCCAGCAUGCAUCUGAGUGCCCGGUUUCCCUGCGGGGCCUGCCUGUCCCGGCUUCUUCCUGGCUCAGGCUCAACAGGCAGUGCGAACGGGCACAACGGCCGCCCCAUGCCUCUCCCCGCGAGUGAGGGUGACUGUUUCACGUUCACUAAGUCUGCAUGUACGGUUGCUCCUCCAGCCAUCUCCGAUUCUUCCUCUUGGGGCCAGCAGAGCCUCUCUGGGCUCUCAUCCCAAGUCACACGAUGCGCUCUAAGCGGUUUCCUCCCUUCACUCCCUUUUAGGGUGUGGUCUUUCUGAUUUACUCAAAGGGCUUAAUUUAGGAGACUUUUACCCCAGGGGUAAAAGGCUCUUCUGGGGUAGUAAGAUGGAUGGUGGCUCAGGUAUUCUUCAGGCCCUGGGUUCUCCAGAUUCCAUGGCUUCUGUUGGAUAGGGGAACUUCGCUCUGUGUAAAUGACUGUGGGCCUCACCCCCACCCCUCAGCUGGGCACCCCUGGCAGGAAAUAGGAGACCCAUUCUCACCCUGACUUAUAGCCGUCCUCGGUGUCCGCUCCUCUCCAAGGGAGGGGGUGGCCCCCGGGAAGAUUUCCCUGGCCCUCCGGCAUUAGUGAAGGGGAGGACACUGGGGGUCGCCCCCUCCAGAGAGCCACGGUGGAACUCUAAAGCCCUUGUAGAGGAAGGGCAGGGCUCACAAAUUCCACUUUGCUCCCCCCUCUCCCCACGAGGCCCUUCCUCCCUGAGGACUCUGCCAUCCCCCACAGCAGCCUUUGGCCCCUGUACCUCUGUGUCGUUGGGUCCUCGGCCCAGGGUAAGCUGCAGUCAGGCGGGACAGGACGGGCAGCCAGAGGUCAGCAAGCUCCGAGCAGAAAAGAGCCAGCCAGCCCCCAAUCCUGUCUCUUUGUCCACGCCCUUUGUGAUUUCAGUCUUGGUAGAACUUGUAUUUGGAGUUUUGUGCUUCAAAGUUUUUGUUUUUGUUUGUUUCAUUUUUGUUUUGAGGGGGUGGGGGGGGAUCCAGAGCAGCUGAUCAAUUUGUAUUUAUUUAUUUUAACAUUUUACUAAAUAAAGCCAAAUAAAGUC
Molecule: messenger RNA, 6203 nt
Organism: Leptonychotes weddellii (Weddell seal)
Lineage: Eukaryota; Metazoa; Chordata; Mammalia; Carnivora; Phocidae
Source: RefSeq, a predicted model, not a curated record